Messenger RNA from Postia placenta MAD-698-R-SB12, 621 nucleotides. RefSeq lists its product as hypothetical. NCBI's taxonomy places the organism in Eukaryota, Fungi, Basidiomycota, Agaricomycetes, Polyporales, Adustoporiaceae. The transcript is spliced from 2 exons. The record is from RefSeq and is a predicted model, not a curated record. The coding region runs from base 1 to 621 and encodes 206 amino acids.
AUGCAUGUACAUAUUCCCAUUUUCUUCCGUCAAGAUAUCACUCUCAUUCGCCCUGAGCUUGUGCACCUUCCCUGCGCUCGCACACCAGAGCCGUAUCCCAGCGCGGCGAACCCGCCGACGGCAGAACGCGUGCGUUUCGCACGCGCGCGACGCGCACACUCCCCCUGGCAACGCAUGCGCAGGGCCGAGGGUGCUCUCGGGAGAAAGAUGCUCGAUUCUCGAUUCGAUUCGAUGCCCAGCACGGUGUCCGCGCGUCCUGCCGCUGGACACCGCAACCGCGCGUUGCCCGCGCGCGCGAUGACCGUUGGCCCGGGCUCUGCGUGUCCGGACGUCCACGCACGGCCCCGGGAGGCGGGGGCGCAACCACAGUGCUCCUUUGCACGCAUCCCCGGUCGCAAGCGAGACUACGGCGCGGCGCAAUGUGCACGGCCAGACGUGCAUCCCCGCACGGAGACCCGCGGACGGACGCACCGCCUAGAUCUACCGGCCGCCACGCCCGCUACCCUUAUUGCUACGGUGGCGAUGCCUGCGUCGCACGCAGCGUCCCCGCACCCGCGCAUUUUCACAUUCACGCCGUUCGCGUGCCUGCCACCAUGGUUCGCGUCACCCCGCGCUGCGUGA